AUGGUGCAAAUCACUAAAUUUUGCAAUGAAUUAAAGCGUGCAAAUGUUAUUACUGAAUGUGGUGCAUUUCGUAUGAAAAUUAAUGACAGAACCAUCAAAACAAAGAAGUCUUCCGCUAUUUGUUUUUCAGAUUUAAUCAAAGAAAAGUAUUUCAUUGAUAAAUCAAUAACAUCGAUGGAAACAUAUCUCGAUAUUAUAUGUCAAGAUUCAAUUGAUAUCGUUUUAAACUUUAUCGAAACAGGCAAACUUGAGUUUUCCGGAGACGAGUCUCAUCUUCAUGACAUAUUUGAAAUUGGUAAAUAUUUUGGAAAUCAACUUCUAACACAAAUAUAUUGUGAACAUGUUAAAUCAGACGAAUCUCUUACGAAUGAAAACGUUUUUAAAAAGUACGAAAUUUUUGCUUUCGAAAAUGAUUCCACAUCAAUGAAUGAAUGCAUUGAGUACAUUUCUUCACACUUUUACUGUUUGAAUGAAGAAGAAAUAAUUAGAAAUUUUGUCAAGAAUGGAUUUGAAUUUUGUGAAAAAAUAUUGACAUCAAAACAACUCAAAAUUGAAAAUGAAGACAAACUUAGUUUCAUCCUUUUAGAAAUAUGCAAGAUGAAUAGAUCAUUAUUUGAUUUAUUUGGAUAUGUCAAUUUACAAUUUUGUUCAUCCAAAUUUUUUGAUGAAAUUUAUAAUUUUUCAGUUGAAAACUCGUUUGAAUCCAGUCUAUUAACUAUUUAUAAUGAAACAUUGAAGAAUUUUCAUUCAAAUAUAAGAGAUAAUAUUGAAAUAUCCAGUAAAUCUAUCACAUCUUUCGAAAAACAUUUAAUUCAAAAUAAACUAAAAGUAUCAGAUCAAUCUAUCAAAUCUUUCGAAAAACAUUUAAUUCAAAAUAAACUAAAAGUAUCAGAUCAAUCUAUCAAAUCUUUCGAAAAACAUUUAAUUCAAAAUAAACUGAAAGUAUCAGAUCAAUCUAUCAAAUCUUUCGAAAAACAUUUAAUUCAAAAUAAACUGAAAGUAUCAGAUCAAUCUAUCAAAUCUUUCGAAAAACAUUUAAUUCAAAAUAAACUAAAAGUAACAGAUCAAUCUAUCACUUUUGAGUAA
Trichomonas vaginalis G3 is the source of this 1086-nucleotide messenger RNA. RefSeq names its product protein ubiquitination. NCBI's taxonomy places the organism in Eukaryota, Parabasalia, Trichomonadida, Trichomonadidae. The record is from RefSeq and is a predicted model, not a curated record. The coding region runs from base 1 to 1086 and encodes 361 amino acids. The transcript has a single exon.